CGCCGCCUUUCUUUUCUGAACUCAUCUGGAACCCUACACGUGCAUCGCACCACCAGUUAUAAGUUCCUUCCUUCUUCAUUUUUUUCUUCACUUAUAUCUCUACUUAUAACUUUCACCUUUAUGAGUAUGUCGCAGGCUAUGUCCAGCCAAAUACCUCUUAGGCUGAUGGAAAGCACAGCUUCCCUUGGAUAUGCCGCUGCUGAUUCCAGCGAACAUUCAGCAGGAACUGGUUCUCCCAUACUGCAACGCAGAAGAACAGCAGACCCAGUUCCGACUGCCCCAUCAUCUCCACAGCCUUUCAGCACUCGUUCAAGAAAGCCAACUUUUGAGAUCCCAGAGACACCAAGGAGGACGUCCUUCAGUCUGCGCAGAGUUGCAACCACUAUAAUGACACCAGAAAAAAAGCUAGCCCCUCCCCCCAGCGUCUGGCGCAGCUUG
Molecule: messenger RNA, 438 nt
Organism: Serpula lacrymans var. lacrymans S7.9
Lineage: Eukaryota; Fungi; Basidiomycota; Agaricomycetes; Boletales; Serpulaceae
Exons: 1
Source: RefSeq, a predicted model, not a curated record